This is a messenger RNA of Colletotrichum aenigma, 1497 nucleotides long. RefSeq lists its product as uncharacterized. The record is from RefSeq and is a predicted model, not a curated record. Lineage: Eukaryota; Fungi; Ascomycota; Sordariomycetes; Glomerellales; Glomerellaceae. The transcript has 4 exons. The coding region runs from base 1 to 1497 and encodes 498 amino acids.
AUGUACGACGACGAGUGGAACCGACUAACCCCCGAAGAACAGCACGAAAGGCGCAAGGAGCACGGAACAUGGCCCGCCAGAUUCCUCAAAGCCCUCCGGUUCAAAUUACACAAGAAGCAGUCCCCGGAGCAGAGAAUGGGUGCCACCGGCGAGCUCACCCGCCGCCGCCGUAUCCAGCUUCACUUCCUAUAUGUCCGGUACCGUUGUAAAGACAUGCUGCCCCGUGAGUUUUGGAACUUGCCGGCCAACUCGCCGAGCAGAAUGACGAAAGCCCGGCUUCUGCUUGUCAUCAGCCUGGUCUUCCAUCCGGAUGUCAGCGCUCAGAUUGCUUCCAACAUUGAAGAAUUCGAUGAAAUUGCAGGUAUCGAGUGUACGGACGCGUUCAUUGGCGAGACUAAGUUGCGGGAUUGGUUGAAGUACCUGCUUGACUACACCCUGUCAGGGUUGGCUGGCGCAGGUUGUCCCUUUCUCAGAUAUGAUAAAGCAGCGUGGUCUAGUACUGACGAUGAGGGCAAUCCUAAGAACCUACACCCGGGACCUAAUCCGGGCUUUCUCGAGUUUAUCAGGCCAAUCGAUAUUGAGCAGAUAAACUUGAAAGGCAAAAACGUUCUUGAGGCAUGGAGGAGUCAUCCAGUCACACGAUCUCUGAGCCGCCUCAAAGACGGGCAGGAUGAGUUGCGACACGACCCGGCUAACUUGGGGCAAACAUGGACGCCCGCAACACCAGGCACCAACUGCGUAUACACCAGUACAAACGAGCAUUUCCUACGCGAGACAUUCCACCGACCUUUCAUUCCCUUGAACAGAGAAAUCGAAGAAAACCAGAUGACGCCCAGAUUCGUCGGCGGUGCUGUCACCAGAUUCUGCCCUCUCCGAGAGUACCUCUGGACAGCUUUCCGAACGCACAUGAUAUCUCUAAAACCACCAGUAGAAGAGCUCCCGCACCUCAGAGCCUCGUGGACCGCCCGAGAUCGAAAACUCUACCGAGGGGUGCUGCUGACCCAGUACAACAGCAUUCAGCCUGCGCCGGCGGAGCUGUCCCACUACUUUGUCCCCGAGGGCCAGGAGACAACCUGGGGGGACUUGUCGCUUAACCAUUGGGUCGUAAAUGCAAAGGCUUGGGAUCAUUAUAACCAGAUACACGGCCAAGGCCAUCGCGAGUGGCCUCAUGUGGUUCAUUUCCAAACAGUCCAAAAGCGCUUAGCCCGCGUCGUCAUUACGGUCAAGAUUGUGCCUGCUGCGAAGCAGGCCUCCUCUUCGAGAGGGGAGUCAUCGAUCAAGAAACCGCCCUAUGAAGACGACGAAGACGACGAUGGCGACCAACCCAGGGGCACCAAGAAGAAUAAGUUCAAGACGCUGCGAGGCCUCAAGCAGGAUGCUUCAGAAUCCGAAAUUCGACUUCGGCAAGAGGCCCAAGGCAUGGUCCAACCAAUCCACGGACUAAUGACUUCGCUGCGGCUUUCCAUACACAACUCGAGGGUAUUCGGUCAGGUGUAA